AUGGCAUCGCAGGAACCGGGGGGGAUGUCCUUCUCCAUCGCCUUGUGCGAGACGACGGGUCAGACCGGAAAAUACAUAGCGCUGAGCCACAGGUGGACCCCCGAAACAGAACUCGUAAAGACAUUAAGGGGAAACUACGCAGACCGGAUCGGCGCCGGCGACCGCCCCGUCCAGCUAACGCCAGUGUUCCGGGACGCUUGUCAUCUGGCCCACAAGUUAGGCAUCGCCUAUGUCUGGAUCGACUCCAUUUGCAUAGUUCAGGACGACCCGGACGACUGGGCACGGGAGGCAGUCCGUAUGGCCGACUACUACCAGCGCGCUUGGCUCACAGUCGCUGCCACGAAGACAAACAGCCAGGAGGGGUUAUUCUCCAAAGUAGAUCGGAGUACCCUACCCAGAAUUGCCCGUCUCCCUUAUCGCGACAAAAGAGGCGAACACAACGGGUAUUUCUACCUCCAAUGCGUCGACGCAACAACCGUUACCAGGGACUACAAGACGUGGGUCACCAACGGCGAGCUUCUGAGCUGUGGGUGGGCCUACCAAGAGUGGCUUCUCAGUCGUCGGAUCCUCAGUUUUGCGGACGGCGGAUCUUUCUUAUCCUGCCAGUCUGAGGCCCCUCGGUCUAUUAUUGGCGAUUAUGUGCUGCGCAGAGACACUCAGAUGAACGGGGAAGAAGAUCGGGUAGAAUUGGCGUUCAUGCACCACCCGGAUACUGGCGACUUUUCAACGCAGGAGAGUAUACUCUCCCAGUGGGAAAGGGCUGUUCAAAGCUACUCCGGUUUGCGACUGACGAAGUUAACGGGAGACCGCCUCGUCGCAUUGGCUGGCGUGGCUAGCGAAUACAGCAAGGCGUUAGAGGCGAAGAAGGAGCCUGAUGGCGGCUUGUCUUACUCUUACGUCGGCGGUCUUUGGUUCCCCCACGCCCACGGGCUCCUCUGGGAGCCCAUUAUAAGCGGUACCGUAACCAGACUAGAUGGUCUUCCUACAUGGUCUUGGGCUUCGCUCAAGAUACUCGAGAGUGACGGGACCUGUCGCGGAAUGGAGGUUCGGUGGUCCACUAGUACUAAGAAGGGGAAGAAGAAGGUGCUGCUAAAGGAGCAAUGCAGGUUGAAAUCGGUUCGCCAACUUCCUGUUCAUCGCACUGAUGAAGAGAAUGACGCCUGGAAGGCCGACUUUGAUUGGAACGCCGAGGGGGCCCAGCAGUCCCAAACACACGGUAACGACUGUCGCUUCUUCGCCCUCCAGCUCAAGGGGUUGCUGUGGAACGUGAAUAUCCACGGAUACUUCGAAACCAAAGUCGACGCCGACACGGCGGCGUUACUGACGGCCCACAGCCCGGACUUCGGGAGGGAAUACUGGCGCAAAGUGACGGUUGAUGGCAUUGUAUCUGACGAGGUGACAGGGUGGGCCUCCGUCGAACAUUCGGAGUAUCAAGUUUUGGGAUCCGGCGACAUUGUGACGACGCCCGUGCUCGCGUUCGUUGUGGCGAGUGUAGAGAAUUUAGACACAGGCGCAGCCUUCGGGAAUAUUUGGAAGAUGAGAUCCACGGCCUACAAGGUUCUGUACCUCCGUCAGUCUCGUUGUCCCGUCUGCCGAGCUCUCGCACUCGUCACACCUCCCGAGCUAGACGGCCAACAGCUCUGCAUCAAGGCGUUCUCGUCGAAUCAUGCCCUUGGGGGAAAGUAUCGGAGACUCAGUGACGCCAAGGAGUACUCGGAUUGUACGGUGAUUUUUCCGGUCCACGAGAGGAAGUCGGAGGUGCAAAAACUCGCGAGGACAGGAUGGCUCGAGGGAGGGUGUCUAGCGUUGGUGGAAGUGGGAGACGGGGAGGAGCUGCGGCUCCCAGAAGUCGGACCGCGGCUGGCCCGGCCAGAUUCUAUCGACUACUCAGUUGUCAGGCAGUGGAUGAACUUUUGCAAGUGCAAGCACGGCAUCGCUUGUUCUAUAAGCCCACUCCAGUCGAUCAAAGGUCUCAGAGUUAUCGAUUGUCGUACCCGCGCCGUGAUGGAUGCGCCGACAUGCUGUCGGUAUGUUGCUCUGUCAUACGUAUGGGGGUGUCCCCGGCCGAACCCUACCGAUGAUGCAGAUCCAGGAAGUCAGUUUCCGCCCGUUGUGGACGAUGCUAUCAUAGUUACCCAGGCGCUUGGGUAUGGGUACCUCUGGGUAGAUCAAUUCUGCAUCGAUCAGGAGGAUGGUCCAGCCAAAGCACAACAAAUUGCCCAGAUGGACAAAAUCUACUCUUUUGCCCACCUAACAAUCAUCGCCGCAGCCGGGACGGACUCCUCCUAUGGCCUCCCAGGCGUCGGAGAUGGAAGGCGACGUCGUCGCAGGCCUAGGCAGGACAAAAUAAUCCUAGGCGAGGUUGCACUUGUUCAAAUAUUCCCCCACGUAUCACACACGCUGUCACAGUCCCGUUGGGCAACCCGUGGCUGGACGUAUCAAGAAGGCUACCUUUCGCGCAGACGGCUCAUCUUCACAGACGGCCAGGUCGCGUACCUUUGCAACACGAUGCACUGCCUCGAAACGAUAAAAAAACCGAUGGCCUUGAAGCGAACCGAAAUAAGAACUGCCAACGAUUCAUUCCUGAAAUUUAUUCCUUCAGAACCGAGUUUCCGGUUGAGGAAUCUCCAUCUGUGGGAGGAAUUCAAGGAGAAGCAUAUUGUGGGGUUUACGAUGCGAGACUUGACGCAAGCGUCGGACUCGAUAAAUGCCAUUUUGGGCAUUUUUCGCUCGCUCGAGGGCAGUGGGAUCCUGCAUUUUCACGGGAUACCGUUGCGCUAUAAAACCGACCGCCGUCGUGGGAGAAGAUUGGCCUGCGCACUUGGCUGGCAUCAUGAGGCUGUUGGGAAUGAGAGACGGGGCCAGUUCCCGAGCUGGAGUUGGGCUGGUUGGAAGGGUGAUGUGAGGAUCAAUGAGCCUGAUGUCUUGGUUCCCGAGGACUGCCUUGUCGCGUUUCUGGACGAUGUGACGGGGCGACUGACGUAUCUCGAGGACUGGUUUGAGUCUGCUGUGACGGGCUCCUCUACUGAGAUUCUCGAUAAUGAUGCAGUGUCGACGCCCGCACCGGUGCUGCGCAUCACAGGCCCUACAUUUCGCGUUAAAUUCCAGUCCCCAUGUCUUUCAUCAUCCAACCGCUCUCUCAGCCAAAUGAGUGAGCUCGCGGGAAUGAGUUUCCUUGAGGGGCCCCAUGCCGUCUUACACAUUACUGAAGAGAUCAUCUCUCUAACUUACGCAUAUCUCGAUGAAGCCAUUACCUCCCCCGCCGAGGACGAGAACGACAUCAUAGCACUUAUCCUCCGGCCCAAGAUCCCUAUUGGCGCAACAUCAUUAACGGCGCUGCUCUUGAAGCCGGCGGUCGAAGGGUCUUCCCGAUACCGGCGCGUAGGCAUAUUGCGCAUCCGGCACGGCAGUAAGUCGAGGCCGACGGGCUAUUUGGCUCCCCAGACGGUGUAUAUCGAUUUGGACGGAUCGGUGCUUGACGAAGUCGACAUGGAUAUGCGGGAGGUUCCAAUUUGGCAGCGCGAUAUCGCAGUCAGGACCGUGGAAAUUGUCUGA
Molecule: messenger RNA, 3555 nt
Organism: Scedosporium apiospermum
Lineage: Eukaryota; Fungi; Ascomycota; Sordariomycetes; Microascales; Microascaceae
Exons: 3
Coding region: 1-3555 (1184 amino acids)
Source: RefSeq, a predicted model, not a curated record